CGUCUGCCGCAAAAGCAAGUGCGAAGUGGACUCAGUUUGGCGAGAUCUUCUGAACGAAAGACCUGAACGACGCGAAGUUUAUAUUUUGGAGCUGAUGAUACAAAACUGGUUCAUGAGUCAGUAUCCAAACUAGUGUGGAGUAAUGCUGUACCGAAAACUGCGCGGUUCGGCGAAGACUACAAGAAGUCAACUGUGUUUCACGUUUCCAGCGCAACAACGAGACUCAUAUCUCGGCGGCGUGAAAAGAAAGUGUGUCAUUGGAAAUCAUCCAUGGUGGCUUUGAUUUAGGUGUGGUUUUAUGAACUGUUUCGGAGCCUCAUCCAGGUGGGAAACAAAUGUAGGCCCUAUACAUCAGCCUUAGCCUUCCGUUGGUAGAACGUUUUACGAACGGUACGUGUGGUCACAUACCGGAGCAGUAAUUAACCCACCGCAGAAUGUGGAUGCUGGAAGCUGUGACGGUCGACUGCUAGUGAAGGUGGUAUCUGUAGAAUGCUGGCGAAUUCAUCGAAGUACAACCAGCCACUGGCGGUCACGAUUCCAUGUGUGCGUGUAGAGAUUCAUUAGCAAUCAACAAUCGAUCCCAUCGGACCGUAACAAUCGGCUGUGCCACAUCUCAUAAAUCAAGUUUCUCAACGAAGGAUUGUUAGCACGUGUGUGCAAAAAGUGUGUGUUUUCGCGUUCGUCCCGCACGAGAAAAUAACUCGCCAAAAUACGGAAGGACUUAAACGCAUGCACGGCUACCAACUGACAGAUUUUACCCGUCAGCAGAGCCAUGUCGUCGGCCGGCGCUACCAAAAGCAAACCGAAGAAGACCAGCAAUCUGCGCAUCAUGUGGAUCCCGGGCCGCAAGAAUCAGCACCGCAAGGGCACGUACAACCUGACGAAGAAUGGCCUCCCGCAGACGUACGGGAUGCAGCCGCGCAAAAACGAGCCCUGGACCCUCGGUGGACCGCUGAAUCAGAGUAAAAUCAUAAACGCAAACUUCUUUUUCAGAGACCUGCACGAGAACAACCUCGACGUGGCGAGUCUCGCGGCCGGCGGCGCCAUGACUCUGGCCGCGAUGACGUCCAAUGGGACCAUCAUCAAAGCGAACGGUGUGGCAGUUUGUGAUCAACAGCAGCAGCAGCAGCAGGAUCAUGAUCGGUUACAAGGGGAACCGACGCCGUCCACCUCACAACAGCCGGGUGGGUCAACCGCGACACAGCCUCAGAUCGUUGUCGGUACAAUCGAGCUGAACAAUUUAAACGGGGAUGCUGUGAAUAUCAAGCAGGAAAAGGACAUCGGGACGAGCAAUCAGUUUGAAACGCUCACGCUCAUCGACGAGGACGACGAGGAGGAAAAGGAUCGAAACUGUUCGAACGCGCACUCUUCCUCGUCGCUGCUGUCGUCAAACAAUGACAACCGCUCGGCGGAAGAGAACAAUGUGCACAGUGCGGCCACACUGUCGAUUAGUGAGCAGCACGCUCGCCGGAAGGCCCGGCGCCGCAGCAGCAGUCAGAAAGGUCGCCAAAGUGCUGAGGAUAUCGACUCGAUCGACCGGGCCGACAGUGCGGUCGAUGUGACGCACGUCGACGAACCACACACGUUCGAGGAGGAUACGGUGGAACGGAAACAGGAUGGUGCGGAAACGGUGAUUUUAAGGAAGCGGAAAAGCAAGAGACGAUCGCAACGGCGCCGACCGACGGUGGGGACGGAGGCCGCGGCGGCGGCGGCUGCGACCGGCACACCACUGGAUGCAGUGGACGGGCAGCAGGAAGAGGACGAUGAGGAGGAGGAUGAGGAAGAGGAACAUAAAGAACCCUACGACAAAGCGGUCACCUGCCUCUACUGGUCGCUUGCUUGUUGGGAUUGCAAUAUUUCUUAGAAUACCGUUCCCUUUUCUGAGAUAAACCUCUUGUAACUCUGAAUAUAAUGAUCCAUGAAUACUAAACAUGGAAGUGGACAAAGCUUCCAAACACUUUCGACGAUAGUGAGGGAAGCAUAUAGGAUAUAUAAUUUAUAGGCAGCUACAAAAUUAGCAAGCAAGCUAGAGUGACAUGCACUCCUUACGCGUUCAUGGGAAGCAAAGAUGCGGUUUGUGUAUCAUGAUGGAUCAAUUACGAAAUCUCAGUAUUUCCGCAUUUUUUUUUUUCGCAAGACUUGACCCUAGCUUUGGCUGAGAAGUAGAAGGUAGGUUACUAAAGUACAUCCCGUAUAGAAUAAGGUGAAAAAGAAAGAGGGUAACAUAUACCGACGAAGAACGGCGUCACUACUGUGCAAAAGUUUAGUAACAUUAACGAUGAGACUAUUUAUAAACGAAACACCAGCAAAUAAAUGUAGAAAUGUAAAUUUUUUAUAACAAAAUAACUGUGUAAACAGUUCGUCUUUAUUUCAUAGUACAUGGCGUACAGACGUUCGCUUACGU
Molecule: messenger RNA, 2404 nt
Organism: Anopheles coustani
Lineage: Eukaryota; Metazoa; Arthropoda; Insecta; Diptera; Culicidae
Product: probable serine/threonine-protein kinase kinX
Exons: 3
Coding region: 773-1864 (363 amino acids)
Source: RefSeq, a predicted model, not a curated record